This is a messenger RNA of Mycena indigotica, 1035 nucleotides long. RefSeq lists its product as uncharacterized. The transcript has 4 exons. Bases 40 to 1035 code for a protein of 331 amino acids. NCBI's taxonomy places the organism in Eukaryota, Fungi, Basidiomycota, Agaricomycetes, Agaricales, Mycenaceae. The record is from RefSeq and is a predicted model, not a curated record.
GAACUUGGUCCGCCGGAAGCGUCGCCGUGGCGUACUUACAUGGUCCUUUGUCUGAGCCUCUAUUCCCUCCUUCCAUCUCGUUUGUGCGACACCAACGCGACGAUGAGCUCAAGCAAAGUGCUCACCCCACGUCCCCCAUUGAACCGCGCGCGAAAGGAAGCACAAGCAGCUCGUCGUCGACAAAUUCGCGCCGUGAUACUUGUCAUCCUCGCAGCUUGCGGCCUAUACAUGUUGUCCCAGUCGCAGUUGGCGGUGGCGACAAGCACGUCGCUUGUUGGAGCGUGUCGGAGUCUCUCGGGAGGAACGUUUACAUCUAUCUUAGACCCCAAGCAAUCGCCUCAUUCAUGGGACCUUCCAAACAAUCUCACCAUUUCAACCUGCCAGCCGUGGACAAACCAGCGGGCAGUCUAUCGAAACCCAGAGGAGAACGAGGAGAGUAAUGCAGGCCCGUUGACCGCCUUUGCCGCAGAAACGCGCAUUUUUAUUCCCCAACGAGCGUUGAAUGACAGCAUCGUCCUCCUUCGCCGAACCCGUGGGCCAACUUCAAAGACCGUUCAGGAGACGGGGAAGGUAGCCUACAUGCAGGCGCCUCCAGAGACAGACUCAGAUUCCGAAAUCGAGACAAUUUUUGACCAAGACGAUGUCCCGGUUCAUGUUGGCGUCUACCAUUCAGACCCCCAGGUCCUUGACGGACUGCGCGUUUGCACACUGGCGAAGGAAGACGAGCCGGAAUCUAUAGUCGGUUUCGGGGUAUUCCGGGACACGACCUACGACCGGAAUCAAUGCCUCGCAUUGCUGGACGUAUUACGCGUCCACAAACCAGAAGUGACCCGAUGGAUGCACGUUGUCAACCAAUUGGUGUUUCCUCGCCCAGAUGGGGACGACUCAGAUCCCCUGGUUGUAAAUGGCCUAUUGAGCGACUUCGGGGGCGAGUACGAGCAGGAUUUUUCGCCCAUUUGGGACAGUAGCGAAGCACGAAUUGUCUUCAACUCGCUGGAUGUGGAUGGGAAGAAAGCCAGUGGGCCCGUUGUAUAA